This is a messenger RNA of Gymnodraco acuticeps, 4690 nucleotides long. It is a transcript of the gene sdc3, whose product is annotated as syndecan 3. Lineage: Eukaryota; Metazoa; Chordata; Actinopteri; Perciformes; Bathydraconidae. The transcript has 5 exons. Gene Ontology annotation, biological process: cell migration. Gene Ontology annotation, cellular component: cell surface; membrane. The coding region runs from base 509 to 1858 and encodes 449 amino acids. The record is from RefSeq and is a predicted model, not a curated record.
UCUCUCUCACACACCUCUCCUUCUGCCAGACUCCCAGGCCAAGCAGCGUCGCCAUACGGAACAUCCUGCCCUCAACGGAGAGGGGGAGGAGAGAGAGAGAAAGAUAGAGAGAGAGAGAGAGAAAGAGAGAGAGCUGUCCUGAGUGUGAGAACAGGGACAGGGAGAGAGAGGCUGUGUGUGUGUGUUAAGAGAGAGAGAGACGAGCUCUGGCGUCUCCUGGUAGUAAAUCUAUCAGGUCUCGAGCACAAAAACUCACAGGAACAGAAAGAGAACAGGGAGAAGACGUCUCGCGGAUAUCUGUAUGCUCUCCUGGUUACCUGCAGCAGCUGCACGUGAAGCCUUGGAAUAAAUCCCCCGACUAGAAGGAAGGAUGGUCGCGCGGACGGGCUGCGCGCUCUGAAGUUGGACAGACUACCGAGACAUCGACAGCAGCUUUUCCUCCCCCCCACCUACCCGAACCCAGUAAAGUCAGCAGCGGCACCGCGAGGCUGUGCCCGCGCACCCCAUCAUGAAGCUGCCCUGGCUACUGCCGCUCGCGGCUCUGCUCGCUCACACCGCCACGGCACAGACUUGGUCGCCCCCUCCCGAUGACGACGGCUCGGCGAGAGACGACAUCUACGACGAUGACGAUCUCUACUCAGGCUCCGGCUCUGGCUUUCCUGACAUCAGGCUGAGGCCGACGUCGGCGGGCGUGACCUUCACCACAGAGGAGACCCUCCUCCUCUCCACCACCCAGGCAACAGGCCCCGCCCCCUCCGCCUCACCCGCCGCCGAGCCCAGCCCCAACCCGGAGGACCCCAUCGCCACCCCACUGCCCACUGAGGCCGAGGGAGAGAGUGGUGCAUUCUGGGACAGAGAGAAAGAGCUGGAGAAGGAGAGAGAGUUGGAGACGGAGAGAGAGAAGGAGCAAGAGAUGCAGAGGGAACUGGAGAAGGAGAAAGAAAGGGAGAGACAGCUGGAGAGGGAGAGAGAGAGGGAACGAGAGAGGGAGCGGGUCCGAGAGCUGGAGAAGGAGAGGGAGCGCGAGCGAGAGAUGGAGCGUGAGAGAGAGCGAGAGAAAGAAAGAGAGAGGCAGAUAGAGCGUGAGCUUGAAAGAGAGAGAGAGCUGGAGCGAAUCAGAGCCGCCGCCGCCGCCGCCCAGACCACCGCCAUCCCCGUGGUUAUCACCGAGCUGACAACCAUCCCUGCUGAGAGCGCGGCACCCUCUGCAGGCUCGGAUGACCUGAGCACCACAGAAGAAGAGGAGGACGUCUACAUGUCACCUGAACCCACAGCGUUUUUCCCCGGCUUCGACAUGGAGACUACCACAGAGGAAGACGCGUCCACCACUGCAGAGACGACCACAGAGCAGACCACCGCCGCACCCCCUCCCCCCACCACCGCUGCACCCACCACCGUCAGGACCAGGGUGUCCUUCAGGCCCAGGGUUCCCAUGACGACAGCAACACAGGCGGCGCCGUCAGAGAGUACGACCCGCUCACAGCAGCCCAAAUCUACACAGGAGACUAACAACGAGGCGGGUGCUGCAGGAACCAGUGGAGACUUUGAGAUCCCUGAUGAUCGUCGUAAUGAUCUGGGUCGAGGUUUGUUUCCAGUGGAUGCUGAUCUGAACGGGAACACGGUGGACGGAGGAAGCUCUGCCGCCCAGCUGCCUCAGAAGAACAUCCUGGAGAGAAAAGAGGUCUUGAUAGCGGUGAUAGUGGGAGGAGUAGUGGGCGCCUUGUUUGCCGCUUUCCUGGUGAUGCUGCUGGUGUACAGGAUGAAGAAGAAGGACGAGGGCAGCUACACGCUGGAGGAGCCCAAACAAGCCACCGUCACCUACCAGAAACCAGACAAGCAGGAGGAGUUUUACGCAUAACACUCGUACGGCAGAGAGACAAACCGCACACGGAGGGAGAGAGAAAGAGCGAGAGAGAGAGAGAAGAGGGAAAGAUACUCUAAGCCCCCGUCCUCCUCUUCGUCGCCUCCCCCUCAUCCCUCUCUCCUCUCGUGUCCGAAACACUUGAGAGCUCCUCUCUCUCUCUCUGCGGACUCAGAACUUUCUUUUCAAUGAAAAUGAAAAAGAGGAAAAAAAAAAAAAAAUCCAAAUAUAUUCUGAAAAAAUAACACACAUACACACAAGAUGUUUUUAAAGUAAAUGUUGUUAUUAAUAUUCUACAGAUUCUCUUGUUCUGUGUGUAAUGAUAUGAUUAUUUUGUAAGAAAAACAAAGAAAACAAAACACAAGCUCUUAUCCUGUGUUUUCCAGCACAAAAAAAUCUUCCUCCUCAGUUUUUAUGGAGCAAAUUAAAAAGCUUGAAAGAAAGAGGAGAGGGGCGAGUUGAGCGAGACACAAAAGAAAAAGACGAGUGAUGGCCUCGACUCUGUCCCUCGCCCACGAAAAACACACAGAGCAUCUGGUUGGCCGCAUAGAGCCCAGGGUCAAAGGUCAGAGGAAAGGUCUCUUUUGUGCCUUCCAUCCCUCUAGUGCUCAAAGACGCAAACACAUCCAUACAGCCACAUAAACACACGGUUACGGUUACACACACACACACACACACACACACACACACACACACACACACACACACACACACACACACACACACACACACACACACACACACACACACACACACACACACACACACGUGUAUCUGCUCGAUUGGUGGUUCUGACCUCUCUCUGUGCUCGGCCAACCAGAAAACAAUGCUCAACCCUCGGUGUGUGUCACAACGUCGAGGAGCCGCUGUGGAAACUUUGGCUGGUCGCAUAGAGGCCGAUCUGCUCCUCUAAGCUGUACAAAGACUAGUUACGGAUAGUAAUAAUAACCAAUAAUAUAUCAAUGUUUUGGGCUGGACGGUGACAAAUAAUAAUAAUAAUGAUAAUAAUAAUACCAUUAUAAUAAUAAUAAUACCAAAACAGGAGGAUGUGUAUUUAGCAAUUAAAAAAAAAGUUUAUAUGUAAAUAUCAGCGUAUCCUUUCUGGCAACACUAACCAUCUGCAUGAUCAUGAAGAGUUUUUAUUCAUCACAUCCUUCAUCACUUUAGAUGAGCUGUGCUCUCGUCAGCCACACACACACACACACACACACACACACACACACACACACACACACACACACACACACACACACACACACACACACACACACACACACACACAACUUGCUGUGCAUUUAAUUACACCACACAGACUUUUUAAGUAUACUUUUCAUCAUAUUCUAACGCUUAAUCAAACCCAUCGUCAUCACUUGUGAAACGAGCGAGAUCAGGUGGUUUCAAUAUGUUAUUGAUUCGUUAUCAGUUGCAGGUUGGUUUAAAGUUUGCUCGGUUUGUGUCAAAGCACAACUACAUGUCCAGUCAUCACCUCAUCUGAUAUCUCCCCCCCCCCCCCCCCCAUCACUCCCAGACGCACCUUUUGCGUGGCUCACUUUCUUUUUCUUCCAUCAUUGGCUCUCUGUUUGGGGAUGGGUGGGGCCUCUGGGAAACGAGAGGGGCUUUAAUGAGAAACCGAAAGUGUGAAUCCGCACAGGAAGUUGCUCCAUACAUGCACUAAUUCAUUCAAAUCAUAACUUCUGUCAUUAAAGCUUUGGUUAUGAGGAGGAACUCUGAAUCGGUGUUGAUGGGGUCAACUUUAACCUGUUGUGGACUCGUUUUGGGGAGGGGAAAACAGGGGGGAAGGGGUUUGGUUUGGGGAAUGUGAGGAAGAGACAGGAGGGCUGUGCUUCUAUCUAAGAGAUUGUAACAAUAACCACACCAGUGCGACUGGGCUAGUAGCUUCUAUUAUACUCAGUACUGUAGAACAAAAAUGCAUGGGAGUCAAAACUAAACUAGUCUGGGUGUGUGUGUGUGUGUAUGUAUGCUUGUGUGUGUGUUUCUGUGUGUUUGAAAGGAAAAGAGAGGUGAAUUAAAGUUGGAAUGUACUGUGGCCGAGUGUGUGUUUACCUACUCCAGCAGUUCUCACGCUCUUCCACAGACAGGUAACACACCUCCACCACUCCUGUGUGUGUGUGGUGUGUGUGUGUGUGUAUGUCGCCUGCCCCCUCGCCAGCGUGAGUGUGUGUGUGUGUGUGUGUCUUCACCUCAUCUAUACCACCCGUGUGUAUGUCUGUGAGUGCUUCACCUUGGUAUUUCACAGCAGACUCUUGUGUACACUGACUAGCCUGUCGACGUGUUUGUGUGUCUGCGAGUGUUCCUGUUCACUGCUGAACGAGGGGCAGCUGGUCCCUCACAGCGGCUUUCACACACACUGACUGUGUCUUUUCACUGUCUGUCUGUCUGUCUGCCUGCCUGUCUCCCUGCAGCAGACGGACAGACAACACGCCACUUUCUCACAGGCAGGAAUGAUCUUAAUACGUACUAUCUUUUAUAAAGUGACUGUCAGCGUAAACAAAAAGUGAGUGUUUGUACCCAUCUAAGCCUGCGUAGCCAAAUAAGACGUGUGUGUGCGUGAGUGAGAAAGAGAGGGUUAAUUUGUACGUGUGUGAGUGUAGGUAUGAAUGUGUAUGGAUGUAAGUGUGUGUGAAGCCCAACGGAGGCUACACUACUCUAUGUUUGCUGUUCCCAUUCCUGUUUUUAUACAUUUGCAUUUUUUUAAGGCUGAGUUUCUGUCAUUGGCUGAGUGAGCGAGAGGAGGCGGAUCCUCCACUCACCGCCCUGUCACUAAUCUGCCACUCUGUUCCAAAUAAAAAACCUGGUUGGGUAAAUCUG